ACCCCUGUGCUUCCCCCUGCGGCAGCGCUGCCGGAGAUGCAGAGCACCCCGAGCUACCUCUGGAGCACCGAGGACUGCCUGGGCCAGGGCGCAACAGCCUCCGUCUACAGAGCCCGCAACAAGAAAUCGGGGGAGCUGGUCGCGGUGAAGGUCUUUAACAGCGUCAGCUACCGGCGGCCCCAGGAGGUGCAGAUGAGGGAGUUCGAGAUGCUCAGGAGGCUGAACCAUGAAAACAUCGUCAAGUUCUUUGCUGUAGAGGAGACAGGCAGCAGCAAGCAGAAGGUGCUGGUGAUGGAAUACUGCUCGGGGGGCAGCUUGCUGAGCGUGCUGGAGGAGCCGGAGAACACCUUCGGCCUGGCUGAGUCCGAGUUCCUCAUUGUGCUGCAGUGCGUGGUGGCAGGGAUGAACCACCUCCGUGAGAACUGCGUGGUGCACAGAGACAUCAAACCGGGCAACAUCAUGCGGCUGCUGGGGGAAGAUGGGCAGAGCAUCUAUAAACUGACCGACUUCGGGGCCGCGCGGGAGCUGGGCGAUGAUGAGAAGUUUGUGUCUGUCUAUGGGACAGAGGAGUACCUGCACCCGGACGUGUACGAGCGCGCGGUGCUGCGCAAGCCGCAGCAGAAGGUUUACGGCGUCACCGUCGACCUCUGGAGCAUCGGCGUCACCUUCUACCAUGCUGCCACCGGCAGCCUCCCCUUCGUCCCCUUCGGGGGCUCGCGCUGGAACAAGGAGGCCAUGUACAAAAUAACCUCCGAGAAGCCUCCUGGAGCCAUUGCAGGGGUCCAGGGGCAGGAGAACGGGAGCAUCGAGUGGAGCUACGAGCUGCCCCUCACCUGCCGCCUCUCCACGGGCCUGCAGGAGCAGCUGGUUCCCAUCCUGGCCAACAUCCUGGAGGUGGAUCAGAGGAAAUGCUGGGGAUUCAACCAGUUCUUUGCAGAGACCAAUGACAUCUUGACCAGGAUCGUGGUGGACGUCUUCUGCCUGCCACAGGCUUCCUCCCACCGCAUCUACAUCCACUCCUACAACACCACCACCAAGUUCUUGGACGCUGUCUUCAAACAAACGAACAUAGCCCCUCACCACCAAGAGUACUUUUUUGAAGGGCAUCCCUACGAGCUGGAUCCGAACCUGCAGGCUCAGAACUUCUGCAGGACCACGGAGCACAGCCCUCUGAUCCUGCUGAGCAUCGCCGAGCAGCCGGAGGACGUGGUAGGAGUCAGAUACAGAGACCCGGCACUCGAGUUCCCGAAGCUGGUCCCCAGGGUGGACGUGGUGGCCGACUGCAGAGCAGCCAAGAGCGCGGUGGGGGCCAUGCACCAGACCCUGCGCAUCGCCUGCGCCCUGCGGCGCUGCCGGGAGCUGCUGGCCAGGGGCCUGCACUGGGUGAUUGGGAACCUGCAAACGGAGUGUGUGAGGGUGCUGGAGCAGAAGAGAGGGGCUCUCUCGGUGCUCUCCUGCCUGCAGCUCACUGAGGUGAAGAUCCCCAUGCUGUACGAGGCUGCUCCUGCAGGCAGCGGGGUGCUGGCUCUGAAGGAUGUGGCCACGGUGAAGCCAAGGCUGCAGAGGGUGGCUGAGGAGCUCUCUCAGUGCUCUCACAGCAUCUCUGACUUCCAAGGGGCUCUGGAUGGGGUUCUGGCUGAGCUGGUGAAGCAGGGGCAGGAAGCGCACGAAGACAAGAGCAUCCCGCGGAUCCAGUGCCGCCUGGAGGAGAUGCAGCUCAUCUACAGGCAGUUCAGGAAGGCCAGGACCAGUCCGCGGCUGAGCUACAACGAGGAGCAAAUACACAAGCUGGAUAAGGUGAAUUUAGGCCGUUUGGCCGCGAAGGUGCUCUUGAUUUUCCAGGAUGAUUGUGUGGAGCGGUACAAGGAGGCCCUGGCCUUCCAUGGCAGCAGCAUGAGGAAAGUCUGUGAGAUAAAGAAGCAUCUGAAGAGGCUCAGCAACCGCAUCAGCGCCUGCAGCGUGGAGAUGACGCAGUGCCAGGACCGCCUGCAGAGCGCUCUGGAGAGGUUUCUCCAGGCUGAGCAGCAGAGCUUGGCCCCGGCUCCUCCUGCUCCUUCCCCUGUCCCUGGGAGCCAGGCACACCAGGACAUGGCUUUCCAGAUGCAGGAGCUCCUGGAGCAGAUGAGGUCAGUAACUUGUGAUCUCCAGCUCAACAACAGCAUCAUCGAGCGGUUACGUGGGGCUGCCCCAGCUCCUGGUGUUUGAGACGUGGGGAACUUGCAGCUGCUGAAGCCAACAGCAGCGAACACUCACAGCACUUUGGGUCCAGGGCGAUGGGGACGGCUGAUGUUCAUGUUGGAGGAGCUCUCUGUCUCCUACCUCUCCCCUCCAGCACUUUUGCACCAUUGACCAGCAUCAGCUUUGAGUGGCUUGAACACCCUGAACCUUUGAAAGUUUGACCAGAAAAUAAGAUGUUUUGGGUUUUUUUCCUUUUUAAA
This is a messenger RNA of Neopsephotus bourkii (Bourke's parrot), 2438 nucleotides long. It is a transcript of the gene IKBKE, whose product is annotated as inhibitor of nuclear factor kappa B kinase subunit epsilon. NCBI's taxonomy places the organism in Eukaryota, Metazoa, Chordata, Aves, Psittaciformes, Psittacidae. The record is from RefSeq and is a predicted model, not a curated record. The transcript is spliced from 20 exons. Gene Ontology annotation, cellular component: cytoplasm. The coding region runs from base 37 to 2205 and encodes 722 amino acids. Gene Ontology annotation, molecular function: protein serine/threonine kinase activity; ATP binding. Gene Ontology annotation, biological process: peptidyl-serine phosphorylation.